AUAAGCCCAAUAAGAUAGGACAGUGGAAACAAAAAAGAAGGGUUUCUCAUAAUGUUGAACAAUCAGUAAAGAUUGGGGGUUAUAAUCGAAAUAAGAGAAACUAUCGGCCCCUUAUUAAAAAAUUCUGUAAAACGGCGACAGGCGACUGAGGCGAACGAGCUAAAGCGACGGCUCGGCGACGGUGGGAUUUGUUUUCCCGGAGGUAACUAACUGACUUAGCCACAGUUUCGCGCAAGUCAUGGUACCAUUUUAAGGCUCUCGGUGCGCCAUCCCACUAGGGUCCCGUCUUGGGAUAGCUAGCUCCACUGUUACUUUGGCUGCUCCUGAUCCGGAUGGCAAGCGGAUCGGGUCUGGUUCUGCCACUCUUAACGCCAUUCCAUUAUGAGCAAUUAGGUUCCAAUCCUGGUCCCGAGGUAAAAUUGUGCUGCCAGGUGGAAGUUGCAAGUGGUACUUGUCCUACAGAGUCCUCUCCAGAGUCUUGGGUUAGAUUCCUCUCUGAAAAGCAUGUACUAAUGCUUCAUGCUGGAGGUGACUCCAAAAGGAUUCUAUGGGCAAAUCCUAGUCUUCCUCCCACUUCCUUAUCUUGCAGCUGAUGAUCCUGUUCCUCUCCUUUUUGAUCAUAUACUGGCAAUAGCUUCAUCAAGACAGACAGACUUUCAGAGAUGAAGGUGGUUUAUUCAUUAUGACUGGAGAUGUCCUCCCUUGUUUUGAUGCAUUUAAAAUGACUCUCCCUGAAGGCGCAGCUUCCAUUGUUUCUGUGCCUAUCACUCUUGAUAUUGCUUCCAACCAUGGUGUCAUUGUCACAUCCAAAUCUGAGUCCCGUCCUGAAGGCUUGUAUUGUCAGUUUAGUUGAUGAUCUUCUGCAGUAACCUACAGUAGAGGAGCUUUUCAAGAAAGAUGCAAUCUUACAUGAUGGACGGACGCUUCUUGACACUGGGAUAAUAUCUGCAAGUGGCAGAGCAUUGGAUGCUCGUGCCAACCCAUGAUCUCUGAGCUUCUAGGCAGUAAAAAGGAGAUGAGUUUGUAUGAAGAUUUGGUGGCUGCUUGGGUUCCUUCAAGCCAUGAUUGGCUGCGAACCAGACCUUUGGGUGAACUUCUGGUUAACAGUCUCGGGAGGCAAAAGAUGUACAGCUACUGCACCUAUGAUUUGCAGUUUUUGCGUUCUGGAACAUCAAGUGAGGUAUUGGAUCACUUAAGCGGAGAUGCUUCAGAAAUUGUAGGUCGAAGACACUUAUGUUCCAUCCCUGCAACUACGGUUUCAGAUAUUGCAGCGUCUGCAACUACGGUUUCAGAUAUUGCAGCGUCUUCUGUUAUUUUGUCUAGUGAAAUUGCACCUGGUGUCUCCAUUGGUGAAGAUUCACUUAUAUAUGCUUCAACAGUUUCUGGUGCUGUACAGAUUGAUUGUAGAUUUGUGAAUGAUUUUUGGGAUAUUUCUUUUACAGAAAAUUGAUUUUUAGGAGACU
Messenger RNA from Camelina sativa (false flax), 1463 nucleotides. Lineage: Eukaryota; Viridiplantae; Streptophyta; Magnoliopsida; Brassicales; Brassicaceae. The record is from RefSeq and is a predicted model, not a curated record.